AUGGGCAGCGUCGCAAGCGUAGCCAUCGUCUGCGCGGGUCUUUUCACUGCUGCCGCGGGCGGCACCGGCGUCUUCGCCUUUUGGCUUCUUCGUGGCAUGUACAACUCCAUCCAAGCGCUGCCGCCAACAGCCGAAAUGCUCGCAGACAGCGACUCCUGCGUGCUCUUCCGAUAUCUCCCGAUGCUGCGUGCGCGCGUCGCAUGGCGGCCACUGGGCGUCUUCCCGACGCCCGUGCACACAGCGACCUUGCCAUUGUCGAACUCCAAACGAACUUUCUACCUCAAGCGAGAAGACCUCUCGAGCCCGCGCUACGGCGGCAAUAAAGUCCGCACGCUUCAGCACCAGGUGGCCGCUUGCGAAGUGCAUUUGGCUGCGACACCCGACGCCAAGUUCAUUUGCAUCGGGUCUGCGGGCUCCAACCAAACGGUUGCUGCAGCCGUGCACGGCGCUCACUUGCCAAUCUACCCGUGUUACUACAAGGUGGACGCGCCAGACCUCGACAACACCAUCAACGUCCUCUCGGCGCUCUCGUUCAACCCCGCCAAAGUCUUUUUCUGGCGCCACAAACUCCAAAUGCUCUGCGCACUCGUUAGCGCCGUCUUCUUCAACGCCAACAAGGUCUUCUUCCUCGGCGGCAACAACGUACUUGGUGUCCUCGGCCAGAUCGGCGCUGUGCUCGAGCUGGCCGAACAGAUCCAAGCUGGUGACGCGCCCGACGUCGACGAGCUCUACGUGGCCGUUGGUUCGAGCUGCACUCUCACGGGGCUCGUCCUUGGCGUGGUCCUCGCUCGGCAUUUAGGUCUCCGCGCGUUUGAGCGCGCGAACUUCAAGAUCGUUGCCGUGCCAAUCCACCAUGGAUCUGCCAAGCUCUCACGGUCGUUGUCGCUUUACACUGCGGCGUGGGCAGCCUUUGUGCCGCUCACGCCGCGCUUUGGCAUCCGAUCGACGGCCGCGUUCCUCGUCAAAAAUGGUGUCUCGGUGGACUUGGAGCCAUUGGCCGUCGCCUUCUUGACAUCGCACGUCGAGGUUGUCGCGGACGCCGACCUCAUUGGCGAGUAUGGUGCACACUCGGCUCGAAGUGCCGUGGCCGCCGCCUUCGACGCGCACCUCGAUGUUCGUGGCGACGUCCCAGCGUGGCUCGCUAAAGAGAAAGCGCCCCAGCCGUGGCUGUGCGGCCAUUUCGUCGCCAAACCGUUUGCGUUGCUGCUCGAACGCAUGGAAGCAGCGCCUGUCGACGACAAGACGGUGCGUCUUCUGUGGCAAACCAAGAGCCUUGUGCAGCCAAAGGGCCCGAGCGACGAGUGGCCUCGGUUCCAGGAGCUCGCUGCGUCGUGUCCUAUCUUUCGCGACUGGGCCAUGCGCGGUCGAGCGUCCUCCGUUCUCCGCCGCGGCCACGUCAACGUCGACCAAGACAGUCGCAAGAGUUAUCAAACACUCAUGACCGAGCUGGCGUGA
Messenger RNA from Saprolegnia diclina VS20, 1455 nucleotides. RefSeq lists its product as hypothetical. The transcript has a single exon. The coding region runs from base 1 to 1455 and encodes 484 amino acids. The record is from RefSeq and is a predicted model, not a curated record. Gene Ontology annotation, molecular function: D-cysteine desulfhydrase activity. Lineage: Eukaryota; Oomycota; Saprolegniomycetes; Saprolegniales; Saprolegniaceae.